Somion occarium is the source of this 2126-nucleotide messenger RNA. The record is from the annotation of a GenBank genome assembly. NCBI's taxonomy places the organism in Eukaryota, Fungi, Basidiomycota, Agaricomycetes, Polyporales, Cerrenaceae.
GCGUGCUGCCUCAGAGCAUAGAACAUGGCCCCUUGUGACAACCGCUUCCAAUUUGUGAAUAUAUCCCCUCUACACUCUGAAGGUAUUCUUUGUUCCCAACGCUCAUCAUGGAGGAUGAACACACGGCGAGCUCUAGCGUUGGCACUCUGCGCGGAGCUCCUCUACAUUUGACAAUAUCUCCUCCUGACAUCACUGAUCUUACCAGCCCUCGCGCUGCUUCUCCCCAUAGUUCUCUGCCAUCGCCUUCGAGUCCCUCAGGUGACUCUGUCUCGUCAUUUCCAUCAGUAUCAUCGUCGUUUCUCUUCUCUUCAGGACCUGCGACCCCUCCACAGAUUGAUCUAGACAUACCGGGACAUCCACCGGAGUCUGAAAGCGGUCAUGAGCUGAUCAUACCGUCACUGACAUUACCAUCACCCAUUCGUCGUGCAACGCAAUAUGGAAAGACGCUGGGAGAUGUCAAGUUGCUGGUUCUGUCUCGAGCAGGCGCGAAUGCUGAAGAAUUCCUCAGAGUACUCGCAGACGAACAAUGCGAGGACUAUGUCGAUGUUGGUACAUGGGAGAACCUCACGGAUCAUCAGAAUUCAAGAGGGAAUAUUCAUCGCUUGAACAUAUCCACAGACUGGAUUGAGCACUCCGAUAGACAUGGUCUCGAGAAGUACGAACCUGCGAAGAAUAUUGAAGUGACGCAGCUACCAGACUAUGACUUGGAUGAUGAUCCCGACGAGUUGCUCGGAUCUAUUCUGGAGAGAGUUCACGACCCAUUCCAAUCGAUGCUUUCAUUGGUCAACUUUGACCAACCGCCGAAUCCUCUCCUGGCGCAAUUGCUGGCCUCUCCAUCUUCACCGUUGUACACGGCUCUGCUUUUGCUGCUGCCUUCGUGUGAGUUUCAGCCUUCGUCCCCCGAGUCUUUCGCAAGACGUCAUGCAAGACGUUGUUCUGGCUCUCAUUCUGGGUACCAUCCGAAUGCUAACACUAUAAUUACAGCACUCACCCCUUUUGAUUACCAAGUCAUAUCGGAACUCAGCCUCCAUGUUCCACUGAUCAUAUUCCCUUCUUCCGCUCUCGACACUCUACGUCUUCACUCACAUCCACGAUCCUCCGGGACCCUUCAUCUAUCUUUAUUCCACCCAGACUCGCCCCAUGCCUUCCGGACGACACUUAUACACUCACCCGAAACUUUGGCAUCUCUUCGCCUUGAAGCUGUAGAUCGAUUCUUACGCUGGAGAGAAGUCGAACGAGGCGUUGAGAGGGUUCUAGACGCUAACUCUGGCAUAUAUCCUUCCACAUGUGCUCACCUCCAAACCCCAAGACGUGAACGUCAUGCUUGGGACUGGGAAACUCAUGAUAGUCCUCAUUCCACCAUCGCGGGUUCAGGUUCGGGUGCCGCUUCUACCAGAGGUAAAGCUACAGUCAAAUGGGAUAAAGCGCAUUGGGAGUCAAAAUGGCAAGGAUCGUUGUCUACUGAUGUUGCGAAAGGGUUGAGACGGAGAAGGGAAAGUGUUCGUGGCCGAGAAGUGAGACCCAGACAGAUGGCAGAGCGCAGAUCGACUGUAACCUCUCCCUCCUCAAUUCGUCCAUCUCGGCCUUCACCUCCACAAAGACUCCCCUCAGCACUCACAAAACGAAGCUCACCUCCUCUUAGACACCAAUCUCCCCAUGAUUCAAGUGAAAAAGAUGUCUUACCACCUCCAUCGAUGUCUUUCGAUCCUUUACACCUUCCAUCACUCUUCGCGUUCUCGCUUUCCUUGUUCGCACCUUUGAGGACUAGGUUCUUUAAUUCACUACCUUUGGGGUCAAGAGGUGAUGAUCCGAAUGGGAGUGUGGGCCUUGGUGUGGGGAUUAUUUUGGGUGCGUUUUGUGCAGGGUUCGGAAUCGGAUACAUUAUCGCUGGUAUGUAAGCGGUGGGGUCAGCGGCUCGGAGAAACUGAGAGGGAAGCAGGCGGAUCACAAGUACUUGGACUUUUGUUACGUUGCAUGUCAUCACACAAUUGUUGUAUUCAAUUUGGAUUCUUUGCUUUUGAGUUGAGGACGGUUGAUUGCGAGCGAGAUCAUAUCAUGUACUGGAUAGUCUGUACACAGCUUCUUAAACCUUAAUGCGUAUUCAUUCCACGAUUAAUACAUUGUAG